GUUCAGUUAAGUCGGACAACAAAAGUCCGGCUAAUUAUACCAUCAAAGUGGAGCACAAGUGCGUUCUCUGUGAAGCUUCUCUGGAGAGUAAAGAAGCUCUUCAAGUGCACUUCAGAAAACAUGCUAAUAAAGAAAUUGAUGCACGUGGUAAACCAUUUGCCUCUAAACCACCACCAGCGGCUAAUGAUUCGGCGUGUGAUAUAUGUGGAAAGAGUUUCCAAACAAUAGCAGCGACAAUUAGACAUCGGUUUAAAAUACAUCCUAAUUCACCAGCUAAAUUUUAUUGUGGUUAUUGUGGUAUGCAAUUUCCACUAAAGACACACAGAGAUGCACAUAUAACAUCACACGAUACCUCGGUCGAUAAAAGUACAACGGAAGAAAAUGAAAAAUGUGAAGAAUGUAACGUUGUAUUUUAUAAUAAAAAAGCAUUGAAUUAUCAUUAUAAAUCAGUCCACAAAAGGCUUGUACAUAUGUUUCAACCAAUAGCCACACCACCUCCAAGUAACAAAAUAAAAGUAAACUCAAUGAACGACGCUCUUAGUGUUUACUAUUGUCAUCUAUGUGGCGUAGAGUACAUAGUAAAAUUCAAUCUUCAGCAGCAUUUAGAAAGAGUCCACUCGCCAGAAGAGCGCGAAGCUGUGCCGAGUGAUUUAAUUAAAUGUACCAUGUGCUCUGCGUUUUUUUACAGCAAAAAAGCUUAUGAUACCCAUAAUAGUUACCAUCAACCAGAUGAUCUCUAUGUCACCUCCGAGGAGCAAAGGUUGCAAACAAUUACUAAAAUUGAUCAGGAUUUUGACAUUCGUAGAGUUAAGCCGCGCCCUGAAAAAUAUAUUCCAAAGAGUCUACCUCGAAAAUCGAGUGUAAACAGACAAAAUUAUAGUACAGUUAAUGUUAAAGUAAAAUCUGAGCCAGAAAGUAAUUCUAGUGAUUCGGAAAGUGAUAUUCCUUUGAACAAAAGGUUAAAAAGCUAACAAUUAAAUAGGAAUUUAAUUUUUUUCAAAAACCUUACUUUAAAUUAUUUAAUUAUUAGAUUUAGACCGUAGUUUUAUUUUUAG
Molecule: messenger RNA, 1055 nt
Organism: Cotesia glomerata
Lineage: Eukaryota; Metazoa; Arthropoda; Insecta; Hymenoptera; Braconidae
Product: zinc finger protein 765-like
Exons: 4
Biological process (GO): regulation of transcription by RNA polymerase II
Cellular component (GO): nucleus
Molecular function (GO): DNA-binding transcription factor activity, RNA polymerase II-specific; RNA polymerase II transcription regulatory region sequence-specific DNA binding
Source: RefSeq, a predicted model, not a curated record